AUGGCUUUAUCUCGGUGUUUAGAUUUGUCAAAGACUAGAGACUACGUUCAUGUCAAUGAGGAAGUAAUAUUUUUUACGGAGAUAGACAAGUCGCUUCAUAUAUUCGCAUACUUUCCCAGCAAAGGAUAUGGAUACAGUGGAUCAUUUCCACCCCUAUCCCUUAGAGAGCUGGCCAGCAAAUUCAACUUUCCUAACAUGAAUUUGCUCCUUACGUGGGCAAGGGAUCGAAUCUCUGAAAAAAAAUUUACCUUCCAGGAUGUUGAUUCGGAAAGAGUCAAUUUCAUAAUAGAGUCAGCUUCGCCGGUUCAAUUAAUAUUUCAACUUUCCCGAUCUCAAAGUGAAGGUAAUUUGAUCUUAUCGAUUGCGAAAGCACUGCUUUGCAAACAAGCCCACGUUGAGGAGUUGGAAAAGUCAAAUGCCGAACUACUUAAUCGUUUGAACGUUCAGGACUCAUUUCCCUCGCCCUCACACAAGCGCAAGACUUCCGGUAUGAGUUUCACGAAUCCGCACCUUAGAAAGCGAAAGCCGGCAACUGGACUCACUUUCAUCUCCGACACCGGUGUUGAUGAGACCUAA
Messenger RNA from Echinococcus granulosus, 576 nucleotides. RefSeq lists its product as hypothetical. The record is from RefSeq and is a predicted model, not a curated record. Lineage: Eukaryota; Metazoa; Platyhelminthes; Cestoda; Cyclophyllidea; Taeniidae. The transcript has 2 exons. Bases 1 to 576 code for a protein of 191 amino acids.